CCGCCUGCUUGAGUCACGGCGCAGGGCAUUGCAGGCGCGCAGAAGACGUCCUCAAAUAUUUAUACGGUUGUGGAUAUCCAUGCAUGGCCGGCCGUCUUUCACCGCUCAACUCCUCAGGUUCGCCCCGCCCACCUCUGGUGUCAUUCAGUCCAGUUCAAGGCACGGCGGGUAAUACUCGAAUAUUUCAUCAAGCGAUCAGUAUUUCCUCUGGACUAGUCAGUUGUUGCUGACCCUCCUAUACUCAAUGUCAUACAUGCCGAAUUCAACUCAUCGUCUCGCUCACUAUCCACCAUGGAUUACUCGUUGGCUUGGGUAUCUACCUCGUCUGGUUUUGGUCUUCAUCGGUGCUUUCUCCGGACUAUGCGUUUUACAAGCCGUGUUUGGCCACGCACGAUAUUUCAUUGACCGCGGCGUGCCUUCCAUGAUUGCAUCCUAUGGUGCGUCAGCCGUCCUAUGCUACGGUGCGAUCGAGGCACCUCUCGCGCAGCCUCGCGCUCUCAUCGGCGGACACUUCAUCUCUGCCCUCUUGGGGCUAUGCAUCACCAAGCUCUUCUCGCUCAGCCCGCACUUCGAGUCCAUCCGGUGGCUCGCCGCGUCCCUCUCCACGUCCGCCGCCAUCGUCGCAAUGCAAAUCACCGGAACGACACAUCCGCCCGCAGGCGCGACGGCCCUGCUUCCCGCGCUAGACGACGACGUAUGGCACCUCAGCUGGUAUUACCUCCCCGUCGUCCUCCUGUCGAGCAUGCUCGUGCUAGUGACGGCGCUGCUGGUGAACAACGUGCAGAGGAGGUACCCGACGUUCUGGUUCACGCCGGCGAUACCGGCUCAGAAUUGUGCGAACGGCUCCGCGAGCAUGUCUUCCUCAACCACGGCUGCCGCUCCUGCGCCUAGCACGAAUGAAAAACAAGUGACUAGGAAUGAUAUAGUUUGAAAGUCAUGACGGAUGUGGUCUGUGAACGCAAUACGUCGCGGAAGCAAGUGGCUGAAACCAACUCAUCUCCGGAGUAUCGCAAUUCUCAAGCAGGCUUCAUGGAAUUCGUCGUACGGAGUACUGCCCACUAUGUACGCUAGCCAGAGACACGCCGCUCCGGGAACAGCUGUGGACGAUAGUACGGUGCAGAGUGAACAAAGCAUUAUAUCCCCGUCU
Molecule: messenger RNA, 1147 nt
Organism: Fomitopsis serialis
Lineage: Eukaryota; Fungi; Basidiomycota; Agaricomycetes; Polyporales; Fomitopsidaceae
Product: HPP family-domain-containing protein
Exons: 5
Coding region: 245-931 (228 amino acids)
Source: RefSeq, a predicted model, not a curated record